AUGAUGUCCGGAUUCGUACAUCGUUUGAGCUGUGGCCUGUUGGACUUCCCAUUACCCAUCCUAGGCAAACGGACUUUCGAACGUAAUCCUGAUAAGAAAAAGGUUAUCAACAGAGCUGACUUGAUUGAACUGAUUUUAGAAGAAAGACAAAAAGAGAAACCAGGAAGGAAAAGAAGAAGCGCUGGAAGAAGGAGGCAUUCGACUGAGAAUUUUUCACGUUCUUCGAAUUCAAUGAAUGAUGAUUUGGUGCAAAAAGAUCCUCUUUCCAACCAGCGGACUCGGGACAGUUUGAGUCCUCGUACUGAAGUCAUGUUUGACGACAGUAAUCUGAGCCAUCCGGGCGUAGGAUAUGAACAAGUAAGGUGA
Molecule: messenger RNA, 366 nt
Organism: Komagataella phaffii GS115
Lineage: Eukaryota; Fungi; Ascomycota; Pichiomycetes; Pichiales; Pichiaceae
Exons: 1
Coding region: 1-366 (121 amino acids)
Source: RefSeq, a predicted model, not a curated record